This is a messenger RNA of Cavenderia fasciculata, 2997 nucleotides long. RefSeq names its product C2H2-type zinc finger-containing protein. Gene Ontology annotation, biological process: mRNA splicing, via spliceosome. The transcript is spliced from 5 exons. The record is from RefSeq and is a predicted model, not a curated record. Gene Ontology annotation, molecular function: RNA binding. Lineage: Eukaryota; Evosea; Eumycetozoa; Acytosteliales; Cavenderiaceae. Bases 1 to 2997 code for a protein of 998 amino acids. Gene Ontology annotation, cellular component: nucleus.
AUGGAACAAGGUGAACUCGAGGACAACGGGGAGUACUCUCCCUCGUCGUCCACCUUUGUUAUGAAUUUGAAUACGAAUACCAACAACACCAACAACAACCUUAACAACAACAACUAUAUGAUUAAUACUACUACUCCCUUUUAUCAACACCAAUCAUCAUAUAAUAACAAACAACACCAACACCCAAGAACCUCUUCUUCUUCUUCUUCUUCAUCGUCAGCAAUGAUUGUUGAUGUCGAUCGAAUGGUCAAUAGAAUUGUCAACAAUAUAAAGACCUCUUCUUCUAAACAACAACAUCAUCACAGCAGUAGAAGUAGAAGUCGUAGUCGCAGUUACAGUCCAAAUCACUCGUCUGCAGACAGAAGUAGAAGCAGAAGCAGAAGCAGAAGUUACAGUGACAGUCGUAGUCGUAGUCGUAGUCGCAGUUACAGUCCUUAUCGUAUUAAUGGACGCGACAGUAGAAGUAGAAGUCGUAGUCCAAGCGACUGCGAUCGUUAUGACAGUCGUAGCAGAAGCAGAAGCAGAAGCACAAGUCAUGACAGUAGAGAUGACAACAACAAUCAUAAUAAUAAUAAUGGCGGAAGAAACACCUACACCAACAAAAGAGAUUACAACAACAACCAUACUCCUCGUGGUAACAACAACAACAAUGGGUAUUCUCAACCAUCAUCUAUAUUAAUCUUGAAUGGAAUACCUCCUCGUUUAUUCAACGAAGACCAAAUACACGAAUCGAUAAAGAAUAGUUUAAACGGAGGUAAAUGUGAAAAGAUUACAUUUAAGAAAUCGUUGAAUGGAGGAUGCACCGUAUUUGCAUGGUUUCCAACGAUCCAAGACGCCACUGAUUAUCUCAAAUCACACAAACAUAUCAAAAAUGGUAACGGAGAGAUCAAUCGUGGUGUUGGAAACAGUGACCUCGUGAUUGGAGAGUCACCAGUGCAAAUUGGUUACGCCUUUUUAAACAGCACAGAGUUUAGACAUUUGAAAGAACAACAACUUGUCUAUCUGCAACAAGACUGGAUGUGCGAGAAUUGCAACAAGUCCAACUUUUCAUGGCGUGAGAAAUGCUUUCAUUGCAACGAAUCGAUUGCAGAGUACCCACGCAGAAUCGCAUCAGCUCCAGGUGUCAAAGAUGAUGAUGAUGUUCCAACUACAAGUCUUAUCAUCAGAGAUUUGGAAUCUAAUCUUACAACUGAAGAUAUGUUACAUUUUGCAUUCAAUUCACUUGGUGGCAAUCCACCGAAAACCAUUCGCUUAAUCAAGAAAAAAGAUCAUAACAAAUGCAUUGCCUUUGUAGAAUAUUCUACCGUUCAAGAUUCUAUAUUUGCAUUCUCGAAUAUUAAAAGUUUGGUUGUUUUAAACAAUCAAAACUAUCGUGUAAAUUAUUGUAAGAGUGAAGUUCAUCCUACUCACAAUAAUAAUCACCAUAACAAUAAUAAUAAUAAUGUAGCGAAUAACAAUAACAACAACAACCACAAAGUAUCUUUGGCCAACAAGUAUACAAUGUGGAGUAAUGCCUAUUCGCAGCAGCCUCAAAAGCAACAACAACAACAACAACAGGCUCCUGAAGGAUUUGUUAUUGAACCAACCACUGGAUUCUAUUACAAUGCUACAAGUGGAUAUUUUUUCGAUGUCGUCAAGAGAGUUUACUUUUACUACGAUACCACCACUCAAUCUUACAAGUGCUACGAACAGACCACCAACAACUAUGUACCAUUCCAACCGUCCAACCCCGUCACUUUGAUUGGGUCCUCCUCCUCUGCCACCACCACACCCAAACCCGCCACAUCAUUACCCACCACUGAUAAAAAGAAACCUGGUUCUGGUGCACCACUGACUCGUGUCACUCCCUCUCUUUCACGUAAAAAGAUGGACAGUGAAAUUGAAAGAUGGAACCAAAAAGGUAGAAUACUUAAAGAAGCCUUUGAAACGGAUGAAACAUUGUUAAAGUAUCAGUCCCAGUUGCUCCCAAAGUCUGGGUCAUACUCAUCGGUUGAAUACUCGAUCCAACAACAACUUUUACAAAAUAGAGUCACUCAACAACAAAAUGAAUUGAAUCAACUAGAUCAUGAAUACGAUGAAGAAACUAUCAAUUAUAAUGAAUACAAUGAUGAAACAAGUGUUGGCGAUCACCAACAACAACAACAACAAACACUUGAACAACAACAAUCUUCUUCUAGCUUGUCAACAUCUGCAACCAAUGCACAGCCAAUUAAAUUCCAAAUGAAAAGUAAUAGUACAACGAUAUCGGCGGCACCUGUAAUUAACAAAUCGGCCUUGGCCAGUAAAUUGGAAGCAAAUGAACAACAACAAUUCAUUCAUCAACAACUUCAACAAACCAUCAACAACCAAACAAAAAACGAACUGAUCCAAGAACGUGGCGGCAACAACAGUGACAAGAUCAUUUGUCAACUGUGUGAUCGAAUGUUUCCCAACUAUGACUCUUUGUUUAAACAUGAGAAAAUGUCAAAGCUUCAUCUUUCAAAUCUUGAAAAACAACAACAAAAUAAUUUAAACAACAACAACAACGUUCACCAACAUAAUGGAUUAGAAAAUCAUCAUCAACAACCACAAAUAGAAAAGAAAAGAAAAGACCAACCAAAUCCAUUUAGUACAAAUAGUGUUGGAUUUAAAUUAUUAAAAAAAAGUGGUUGGGAUGGAGGUUCAUCUGCUACUUCAGAAAAUAAUAAUCACACCAAUAAUAAUAAUCAUUUAUCAAACAACUCUAACCAAAAUAAUAAUAAUAAUAAUAAUAAUAAUGAUAGUUAUGGUGGAGGUAGUAAACAACUUGGACAAGCAAUCAAUGUAAUGGUCAGACCAUCAGGUGCAGGACUUGGUUCAAUCAAGGAACAAUCCAGCAUCGAUCCGAAAUUCCAAAUUCUCCCAUCAGACGAUUACCAAACAAUUGUAAAGAAACGUGCACUUCAAAGAUUCCAUGAGAGUGGUGGUUCAACUCUUGACGAAUCUUCAAAUCCAUUCUUCCGUAGUAGUAAAAGAUAA